ACUUAUUGUAAAAGCGCCUUAAGAAUCUAGCAGACUUCAAAUUCAAUUUGACAGUUACUACACGAUUUGUGGAAAUAUAAAAAGAAAUUAAAAGCGACAUUUUUCAAUUAUGUCUUCGCCAAUCUCGUCAAGUAAAAUCAAUUCUUAUAUUUAUAUUAAACCAAAUAAUAUUGCGUCACAAGAAGAAUCAAAUAGCGAAGAAGAUGAUUUUGUUUCAUUUUUACCUAAAAAAGAGAAAAUAAAAUCAACAGUUAAUUUAACAUCACAAGAAAAUGAUGAUGAUGAUGAUGAUGAGAAAUUAGAACUCGCUUCAAUUUCAUCAAUAAAUGAAAAUAAUUCCGAAAUUAAUGUUAAUAAUUCAACAAUGAAAGUGGAGAAAUUUGAAAACAAUGACGAUGAAUCUUCUGAUUCUGAUUUUGAAAAACUUGUUCGAAUUGCUAAUCGUUUUUAUGACGUUAAUAAUGAAAAUAAACCAUCGGCGGCAGCAUUAAAAUUAAAAAUACAAAUGGAAAAAUCAAACAAUUCUAUUAAUAAUAAUAAUACUAAUGAGCUAGAAUCAAAAGAAAUUUCUAAUUCAUCAAUUUCGACAGAUAUUUCAAAUUCAAAUAAAGAAACAUUAAAACUACCGACAAAAAGAACAAGAAACAGUAAAAUUACAAAUUAUUUUUCUCCUAAUUCCUCAAGUGCCAAAGAUAUUUUAAAUUUAAAUCAAACGAAAGAAAUUUCAAAAGUGACGAUAAAUAUAAAAGAACCAAGAAUUACAAGAAAAAGAAAAAUUGACACAAUUUCCAAUAAUACAUCAUCAAGUUCCAUAGUUGAAAAUACAUUAAAUAAAUCGUCAUUAUCUAAAAAAACAAUCGAACCAAAGAAAACACGUGGAAGAAAACCAAAAAUUCAGGGAGAAAAUUCAAAACUGAAAAAUUUAUCCACAAAUUCUUCAAUUGCUUCAAAAGCAAAGAAAAGCAAAGAACAAAAAAUUUUAAUUCAAGAUUAUACAAAAUUUGAACCACCAAAUACCAGAGGAAAUGCCAAAAAACAACUUUUAGAAAAUUCAAAUCAAACGAAGAAAUUUUAAACUCCGUUUAAAAUUAAUAAAAAAAAGCGUGAAUAUAAUUGAAUUUCUAAUACUAUCGAAACAAAAAAAGUUUUAUUUUCAAAAAAAUAAUAAUAAUAAUUUAAUUACUUUGUUACUCCUAUAAAUAUUUAUUGAAAAAAUAAAAUAAUUUCUUUAAAAAAAAUGCUUCUUAAUAAUUAUUAAGAAUUAUUUCUAUAUUUUUUAAAAAUUUUAUAUUAUUUAUUUAUCAAUAUUUCAAAUAGUUUAUUUAAUAUUUAAAAAAAAAGAAAAUAAUAUAUAUAUAUAUAAAAUAAGAAAACAUAUGCGUCACGUUUGGUACGAGAUGCGCCACAAGUAGUGGAGAUGAAAGAAAAGCAUCUGGAAUUUUUGUAUCAACGAAUCUUUCCCUCCACUCUUUACAAGUUUAGUGAGAAGCAAAUUUAUCGUCGAGAACUGACCGCAUAGCGCAGACUUUAUUUCAUCUAAAAACAGGAAGUUCAUCCGGACUAGUUAUACUAUAUCAAAUAUUAUAUUUUAAGAGGAAAAAAAAAAAAUU
Molecule: messenger RNA, 1610 nt
Organism: Leptopilina boulardi
Lineage: Eukaryota; Metazoa; Arthropoda; Insecta; Hymenoptera; Figitidae
Product: myb-like protein D
Exons: 2
Coding region: 110-1075 (321 amino acids)
Source: RefSeq, a predicted model, not a curated record